GCACCGAUGUGUUAUGGGAUUACUGUGCUUAAGGAUCCCAUUCCCUUUCCAACAAAGUCGUAUCCCUGAAGCGUUGUUGUGAAUAUUAAGUAGUUGAUUUGAAUGGGUGCGGGACAGAUUUCAGUGUUGGACAGGAAACAGAUGCUAUUGUUUGAGAGCGGCUUAGUGGGUGGGCUGGUGAAGGAGGAGGAGGUACUUGCUUUUGGUGAAUAACGGUCGUUCUUUUUCUAGUUUAUUCCUUCGAAGAACCGCAGCUGACUGUCGUAUUAAAUGUAAUAACUGUGAUUUGUACAGAAGUGGCGUUGCAUUUUUGAAUGUGAAGAUUGUAAAGUUGUAGAUCAGUACUGUUUGCAUCUAUAUUCUCCAGUGUUGCAAAAGAACACAUGCCAAGUAAAUGUCACUUUCCCUCUGGGCUGUCGGUAUUACCAAGCUUACCUGUAUAUCCCGAGCACGAGAGAAGUUGAAGGCUGAUUAUCUACAUGCAUGAAGCCAUUUGGACAUUCUUGCAAACAAGCAACUGUGCUGUCAGAGGUGGAAACUGGACCUUGCACAACAGAUUUGUUCAUAAGCUGUAGCCUGAAGAGACUGGAAUCUGCAUGAAGCAGAGCUGAAACGUUUUUUGACUUGUAAUAGUGAUAUUGCUGCUACCAGGAGUAGUGGACUGCUGCUGGUAAAUAUAAGAGAAAAUAUUGAUCAACUAAUACAGAAUAUUAAUAUCAGGAGUAUGUCAGCCAAGACCAAGGUUUGACUAUACAGGAAAUUAUCUCUGCUGUCUUACCUUAACAGUAGUCACUUUAGUGAUCAUGCUUUACAUACAGGUUUGCAUUUUAUUUAUAAUUUUACUGGUGUAACCAUUUCAAUGUCUUUUUCUUAUAUUUAGUUUUCAUUAAAUAUGGAAUCUUUGAAACAUGCUGCAUAUCACUUAAACCAGUUAAGUCUAAAUAAAAAAAUGGGAGGACAGCAGAGUUCUUGAGUAAUGAAUGUUAAUAAAUCAAAACAACUUCAUAACACUGAACACAGAGUUGUAUUAACUUCGUCCUCUGUAGGGAAAAUGGGAGAUGGUCAUGUAAGGGGCCAGAUUAAAAACGUAGUGCGGCAAGGCCUGGUAGCAAAUAAAGCUGCUACUUCACCUGUUACACUAAAGGAGAAAUUUACCAGUGAGAACAAGCAAUCUGCCCUGAUGAACACUUCAGAGUUAAAAACCAAUGGGCCUGUCCCCAAAACUGUUGACCUAGGAAGGCUUCAGGGGCCUCAGCACCUAAGGCCAGAGGAUAGAACUGUUAGAACUGAGGCGAAUUUCUUGGAAGAUUUUGACAUGUUUAUAAACCCUUAUAUCAAAAGUCUCAAACUGGACCCAACUUCAGAUCGAGAUCCAGCACUGCAUUGGAGGGAUGCUGUGGGAAACAAAGAAGAUGGCAGAGGCCUUCCAAAUGAACGUUUAAGGGACUGUAACUUAAAGGACAUAUGGGGGGAAAUAGUGGCAUUAAAAAAAGCUAUGUCUCAGAACAAUUUCCUACUGAGGGAAAUCUUGUUGUUUUUAAAGGGUCAAAAGGUGCAUGGGAUUGAUAGAAAGUCGGAACAGUGUGUAGGACAAGACAGCUUUACAGAACAGUUUUCUGAUGUAGACACUCCAACUAAUGGAAGUCCUCAAAAAGAUGCAGUAAAAUUGAUAACGGAAGCAGUGGUCAGAGAACAGGGGGAGUUUUAUAAUGUAGACCAAGAGACAAAAAAAUCAAAGACAAAAAAGGAUAGAGACCUGGAGAAGUCUAGAUUAGAGCAAAAACAAAAUGGAUCAGUCCAAGUAGACUGGGGAGAUGAUGCAGAAAAACUAAAAACAGAGUAUGACAUUAUAAUGGACAAAAAUCAGUUAAGUGAUAGGUUUAGUAGUGAUGGGAGCCAGGAAGAGGGUGAUUUUUGUCCAGAUGAAGGAAGUAACAGGCUUCCUACCCUGUAUAUCGCAGGUAUUCCCAAGCCCAGAGUUGAAAGUGCCUACCUUCUCAAAGUCACAGUAUACAAUGUCUUAAAGUCACUCUUGCAUGAAAAAAUAAAAUGGUCUGAUAUUAUGUCGUCAUAUAGAUAUCGGGUUACUCCAGCAAGAGGAAAAAUUUGUGUUGUAGUGAAAAACAGCAGUCUUAGGAACAUCAUCCUUGAAAAGGGGGGUCUUCUAGUAGACUGUGGUGUAAGGAUAAGUGAUUCACUUGCUUCAUUUCAACAGGGGGAACAAAAUGAAGAGGAACAAGAACCCAAAAGCUGUUCCAAGCAGAAGCCCAUAAAUCAGCAAAGAAUAACUAAAUGUUUAGUCCAAAAUGGGGAAAUUACUCAUGUGGAAGAAUAUAGACCUUCAUCAGGGAGUGGAAGAGGGAAGAGAAACCGGAAUAAGCGAGUUAAUAACACCUUUGAAAAAAAAUCUGAAACUAGUUAUCGCAGUGACCUUGUUAUGUCAACAAGAGUUGAGCUAAGUUCUACUUACACCACAUAGCACAGAGAAAAUGCCCACAAUUAAAUGUGCCUAAAAUGUAGUAUACUGGAGUACAGCAUGCUUUAGUAACAAAACUGAAAUGUGCAGUUUUCUUUCAUAUAGAAUAUUUUUAACACAAGUUUGUUGCCAGAGAACUGGUUAAAAUAUGAUGAGGCAUGUACUGUAAACUAGUAUGACACUGGGGAGUAAAAGGCAAAAAGUGAGGUAACUGUGAUGGACAACAAUGAGAAAGUAAGACUGCUGGUACAGUCCAAACGAAUUGCAGCAGAUUAUGGUGUGACAAAAGGAAGACAGAAAAGGGCAGGGAAUAAUGCAGAGGAAGAAAGGAUGAAAAAUAUGGUCAGUUGAAUGUGUAGGAGGGAGCACAGAAGAUUUGGACACUGAAUUAUAGCAGCAGUGGUCAGCGAGCGAAGAGGAAGGAAUGUUGUAGUUUUGUAUGAGGAACUGAAGCAAAUGUUUAAUACUGAGCUGUAUUAAAACUAUUAAGUUUGUUCUGCAUGUUAUCCUCUCCAUGCCAGAUAGUUUUAAUGAGCAGGAAAUGAACAUUUUCUAUUGGUGUUUUGACUAAACAAAGGCAGUAUUAUUAUUGUUAAUAUAUUUGGUAUAACAUGUUGCCAAAUGUCAAAACUGGGCUGCACUUUUGCAGACUUCUUUUUACUCAAGAUAAUUGUGUCCCAAUUAAAAUAAAUAUAUUGCAUGUUUAAGAGAACUGGA
Messenger RNA from Protopterus annectens (West African lungfish), 3193 nucleotides. RefSeq lists its product as uncharacterized. The record is from RefSeq and is a predicted model, not a curated record. The transcript is spliced from 3 exons. NCBI's taxonomy places the organism in Eukaryota, Metazoa, Chordata, Ceratodontiformes, Protopteridae. Bases 977 to 2479 code for a protein of 500 amino acids.